Molecule: messenger RNA, 868 nt
Organism: Girardinichthys multiradiatus
Lineage: Eukaryota; Metazoa; Chordata; Actinopteri; Cyprinodontiformes; Goodeidae
Product: calcium-binding protein 5-like
Exons: 6
Coding region: 156-674 (172 amino acids)
Molecular function (GO): calcium ion binding
Source: RefSeq, a predicted model, not a curated record
CCAGUUCACCACUGCUGGGCUCAAACACAGAAAGGUCCUCAACAAAGACACCUGUAGAUAUAUGCUGGUGGAAUGUAAGGCGGCAGAUUUAGUUUCUUUUAUUUUUUUUACCAAGCUUUAGCUAUUAGAAGAGGAUAUAGACUGAGCAUCUCAUCAUGAGUGUAAAGCAGCCCUGCAUCUUUCUCAGAGGAGGAGGAGGAAAGAAGAGACAAACAAGAAAUCUUACUCAGGAUGAGCUCGAAGAGCUACGUGAAGCCUUUAUAGAGUUUGAUAAAGACAAGGAUGGCUUUAUCACCUGCAAAGACUUGGGGAACCUGAUGAGAACCAUGGGCUACAUGCCGACUGAAAUGGAGCUGAUCGAACUGAGCCAAAACAUUAACAUGAACUUGGGGGGACGGGUAGACUUUGAAGAUUUUGUGGAACUGAUGACCCCCAAGCUUCUGGAUGAAACCGCCGGGAUGAUCGGGUUAAAAGAACUCAGAGAUGCUUUCAGAGAGUUUGAUAUAGAUGGUGACGGAGCUAUCACAUCUGAAGAGCUGAGAUUUGCUAUGAUAAAGCUAUUAGGUGAACAGACGAGCAAGAAAGAAAUAGAUGAAGUGGUCAAAGACGUAGACAACAAUGGAGAUGGAAAAGUUGACUUUGAGGAGUUUGUGAAAAUGAUGUCGAAGAAUUGAGGACAACAAAAUGAAGACAGAAGAGGAUCCAUGCUGUUUUAAAUUCUCAUCUGACAAAACCUAAUUUUUGUAAAUAGUCUCACUAUCUACAUCAACAUUAUGUUAAUUUUUGUAACAAAUAAGUUAUUUUGUUUGUUAAAAAUUAUAUGUAUAAAUUUCCAUUAGCAGUCCUUAAUAAAAAAAAUAAGAAAUAA